AUGCGGCGACCAAAUGGCACAUCUGAGGUGGUGUUUUCGCCGGAGGAAGUUGGUGCCCACAUUGUACAUAUCGACUUCAAUAACAAACCAAUUGCCGGUAUGUUAUUUGUCAACCAUGAUCCAAAGAAUAGAAGUCCGUUUACGGUACGUGUCGUCGAUCCAUCAAAAGUGGUGGUGAACGAUCUAGACAUGGAUCGUGAUGGUUCAUUCUUGCUGCGCCUCGGACAGCAGAAUGUUUUUGACGUCGACGCUACCGCUGCCGGACCCGGCAAACUUCGUGCUGAAGUUCGGAAUUCCGAGAGUGCGCUGCUCGGUGAAGGUCCGGCCGUCGACGACCUCGGCUACGGAAAGUACCGCGUCGCAUUUACUCCCAAACAUCCCGGACGAUACUCCAUCUACCUAUAUUGGAAUGAAUUACCGGUGGAGAGCGCAUUCCCGGUACGAGCACGCUCAUCUGAAGAGCGCACCACGACAACGACAACAACUCGUGAGAUUCGUGAGACUCGUGAGACAGCAGCCCCAAUUGCACACGUCAGGGAUAAAUCAUCGUCUUCAAUUGAUGAUGAUGUGUCGCGAGUGAUGGUACGAGGUGAUGGUCUACACCGAGCUCAGUUAAAAGAGCCGAAUGAAUUCAUUGUGGACGGAAGCGACGCAUCUAGAGGCAAUUAAGGACGAUUGACGGCGACGCUGUUCGGCACAAAAGCUGACGUUCCCGUUCGGGUUCAACAGCUGGGGUACAAUGUCUACAAGGCCACAUACACGCCGUUGACUGGUGGCAAUUAUGAACUUCACAUACUUUGGAACGGUAGUCACGUUAAAGGAUCUCCAUUCAAG
Molecule: messenger RNA, 834 nt
Organism: Cylicostephanus goldi
Lineage: Eukaryota; Metazoa; Nematoda; Chromadorea; Rhabditida; Strongylidae
Source: the annotation of a GenBank genome assembly